Messenger RNA from Egretta garzetta (little egret), 1935 nucleotides. It is a transcript of the gene ACOT9, whose product is annotated as acyl-CoA thioesterase 9. Gene Ontology annotation, cellular component: mitochondrion. The transcript is spliced from 15 exons. The record is from RefSeq and is a predicted model, not a curated record. NCBI's taxonomy places the organism in Eukaryota, Metazoa, Chordata, Aves, Pelecaniformes, Ardeidae. The coding region runs from base 526 to 1815 and encodes 429 amino acids. Gene Ontology annotation, biological process: acyl-CoA metabolic process. Gene Ontology annotation, molecular function: fatty acyl-CoA hydrolase activity.
AAACUGGCUGUACUUCGGAAGAUUUAAAAGCAUUUCUAAGGAGUUUAUUCUUUCGGGUGGUAGCCCUUCAUGUGUUAAUAAGGUCUGGGUAAUGGACACACCCUUGACUGUUAGCUCAUAGUCUAAGUGUUUAGGAGGUAGCACAAAACAACAGUGUGUUUGGAAAUUAAUGGCAACAAAUAUGCAUAAUCACUGAAGUUGCAGAUUUAGGGGCUUGUCUGGUUCUGUAAUCUUGGAAUAGUGUGUGAUUCUUUUCUGGAGGGACAACUGCUUCUCAGGCUGGCUCUAGAUAGAAAGUCAACGUAGUACAGACAGGUACUGUGACGGCUGGGGAGGAUGGCCAAAAAAUGGAGUAACUGAGUGGAAAUAAUGUCUUAGAAAACUUUUAAUGUGCCGAUACUGUGAAUUUUGUGAAUUCAGCGAAAUCUUUUAAUCAGAUCAGCAGCAUUGCUUCAUUAAAAUGCUCUUGUCAAUAGAGCUUUGUGUUGAAGGGUUGUUUUAGCGCUCUAGUAGUAAUAAGACAUAAUGUUCCUGUUUCAGAAGCUUUUAAAGAAGUUUUCUUGCAUUCUAAUCCCAUGUACUGAGAAAAAGGGAGGAGGAGAAGGGCUGGAGCCAGGACACUUACCCAUUCAUGUGAAUAAUGUGCGGAGCAGAUUGAGGGAUAUAGUGGGAGCAUCUACCAACUGGAGGGAUCAUGUGCAAGCAAUGCAAGAAAGAAAAGCUCUUCAUACUUUACUGGCAAAACGGCAGGAAGAUCUCCCUCCUAGGAGAAUGAAGGAUAGCUACUUGGAAGUUAUUCUGCCUCUAGGAAGUCAACCUGAAAUAAGGGAGAAGUACCUGAAUGUACACAACAGUGUAAGGUUUGGAAGGAUACUUGAAGAUCUUGACAGUUUAGGAGUUCUUAUUUGCUACACUCACACCAAGCAGGAAAUGCAGCCAAGGUCUCCCUUAUCAAUAGUUACAGCUCUGGUGGAUAAAAUCAAUUUGUGCAAGAAGAUUAUAUAUCCGGACUGUGACAUAAAAUUCACAGGCAAUGUCUCUUGGGUUGGUAGGACCUCAAUGGAAGUGAAGAUGCACAUGCUGCAGCUACAUGAUGGUGAUUACAGCCCUGUGUUAGAUGCAACCUUUGUCAUGGUGGCCCGGGAUCCAGAGAAUAAACGGCCAGCAUUUGUUAAUCCACUGGUUCCUGAGACCCCUGAGGAAGAAGAAAUCAUCAAGCAAGGGGAAUUGAACAAGCUGAAGAGGAUUGAUUUCAGCACUGCUUCCUUACUGAAAAUGGCUCCCACUGCAGAAGAAAGAAACAUUGUUCAUGACAUAUUCCUUAAUACAUUGGACACAAGGACAGUAAGUUUCCGGAGUCGUAAAUUACCACCCAAUUCAGUGUGGAUGGAAGAUGCAAAGCUAAAAGGCCUACAGAUUUGCCAUCCUCAGGAACGGAACAUCUUCAAUAGGAUCUUUGGGGGUUUUCUCAUGAGAAAGGCGUUUGAACUGGGAUGGGCAACUGCUUGCAGCUAUGGGUGUUCCAGGCCUUUUAUUGUAUCAGUUGAUGAUAUCAUGUUUCAGAGGCCAGUUGAGGUUGGAUCCUUAUUAUUGCUUUCUGGACAGGUCUGUUACACAGAAAAAAACUACAUCCAGGUUCGAGUACACAGUGAGGUUUAUGAUGCAGAUACCAGGGAGCACCAGACAACCAAUAUCUUCCAUUUUACAUUUAUAUCAGAAAAUGAGGUUCCACGAGUUGUCCCCAAAACUUAUGGAGAGUCCAUGUUGUAUUUAGAUGGGAAGCGACACUUCGCUGCGAUCAUGAAAGAAAUCUGACACGCGCUGAAUGCUGCAUCAGCAGUGUAGCAGCAUGCUGUCUUGGAAAGAGUUGUCACCAGAGAUGGCUGACAGACAGGUGCUUGCAAUACUAAAAGAAAAAGCCCACCCCAAACCAAA